AUGGCUUCUUCGGGGGCUCAAAGACGAGUUUGGGUGAAGAGGGUGAGCGGGUAUCCCACAUCAAUCAUGACGAGUAGAUAUGACAUAGUGGAUGAUCUUAAGGCGGCAGCCUUUUCAAAAUAUCCGAAUACAUUGGCUAAAAUGUACGACUCUUCAGAAAUUCGAAUUUUUGUGGUUCUUCAGAAACGAGAACAAAUGCAAGGGAACAAAAACUUGAAAAGUAAGGCACUCAUGAAUAGAUUGAAAAACGAGUCUAACGAUGAUCCAAACUACAGAAAUUCUAUGCUGAAUGAUAUAAUUAGUGAUACUUCACUUGCAUUACUUGAGCCUGACAAAAAUGUUUGGGAAGUUUUAGAUGAGUAUUUCGAAAGUGACAUGAGGAUGUCUGAUGCAUUUUUAAUCGACGCAACAAGAGAAAAACUCCCCCAAAUUCUGAGCAAGACAAACUUCAGCGAAGAAAACCUCGAUGAUAUUCGUCGCAAAGAUUUUGAGAAGAAUUUCUCUCCAUCUCCCAGUCAUUCGAGUCUAAAACAAUCAAGUUUGGCGAUGUCAACCUUGCAAACCCCAAAACUGCACAAUCCUCAUCAGAAUUCAAAGGUCCUCGAAAAACACUCGCCAGAUUUUGCUAGACAAUCAAUGGAUGCUUCUUCAUUUGGGCUGAAUCAUAAACGCUCCGGGUCUAGCCCCUCGCAGUCACCAAUCUCGUUGACAACACAAUCAAAAAACAAUAACUCACGAGCUGUUCUUCUUCUUCCAAGAAACUUUUCCCUUGGUGAGCAAAGUUCACUAAAAAAAUUAGGCGAAAACAUGAUCCACAGACCAGGCUAUAAAUCCAAAAGUGUUAUGAGCACUCCGGAGGAUACCACCGAGAAAAAAUCUGCUCUGAAUAGCGAAACUAAUGGUUCUAUAGAAGAAUCGGAGGAAAAAAACGAAGAGUUUUUGGCUCCAACAGAUGAAAAGAGCGACAAGACGGCAUCAAAAAAGGUUCUCAAUCAACAGGAAUCCAGACGUCCAAAGGUCGAUAAAACGUUGAAUACUUCAACAUUUGAGCAGGUGCUACCGUCGAUAUCAGUUUUAGUCGUGGAGGAUAACUCAAUCAACCAAGCAAUUCUUGGUGCAUUUCUCAGAAAGCAUAAAAUCCAUUAUCAAAUUGCUAAAAAUGGUCAAGAAGCUGUAGAUAAAUGGAGAAAAGGUGGAUUUCAUUUGGUUCUCAUGGAUAUACAGCUACCGGUAAAGUCGGGCAUAGAAGUCACAAAAGAGAUACGACUACUUGAAAGAAUAAAUCGAAUAGGUGUAUUUGCUCAACACGAAUUGAGCAAUAGCCAUGCCACAGGGAAUUUGGAAAUACGUGAGGAUCAGAAGCUAGAUCUCAAUAUGUUCAGGUCUCCCGUGAUCAUAGUGGCUCUCACUGCAUCUUCAAACUCAUCUGUUGAUCGAAAAAAUGCCCUAACUGCUGGAUGCAAUGAUUAUUUGACUAAGCCAGUCAAUCUCGUUUGGUUACAAAAUAAGAUUACUGAAUGGGGAUGUAUGCAAGCUUUGAUAGAUUUUGAUGGUUGGAGAUGUAAAGGCAAUUCCAAAACUUUAUCUUUGAGCAAAGGCGUAUCUUCUACGUGA
Molecule: messenger RNA, 1614 nt
Organism: Metschnikowia bicuspidata var. bicuspidata NRRL YB-4993
Lineage: Eukaryota; Fungi; Ascomycota; Pichiomycetes; Serinales; Metschnikowiaceae
Gene: SSK1
Product: mitogen-activated protein kinase kinase kinase
Exons: 2
Coding region: 1-1614 (537 amino acids)
Biological process (GO): osmosensory signaling via phosphorelay pathway
Cellular component (GO): Mcs4 RR-MAPKKK complex
Molecular function (GO): phosphorelay response regulator activity; protein kinase activator activity
Source: RefSeq, a predicted model, not a curated record